Messenger RNA from Mucor mucedo, 1050 nucleotides. Its product is annotated as PIN domain-like protein. Lineage: Eukaryota; Fungi; Mucoromycota; Mucoromycetes; Mucorales; Mucoraceae. The coding region runs from base 1 to 1050 and encodes 349 amino acids. The transcript has 5 exons. The record is from RefSeq and is a predicted model, not a curated record. Gene Ontology annotation, molecular function: 5'-flap endonuclease activity; metal ion binding.
AUGGGUAUCAAAGGUCUACUUCCUGUAUUGAAACCAGUAGAGAAGGCUAUUGUGAUCAACGAAUAUGCCGGUCAGUGUGUCGCAGUGGAUGGCUAUGGCUGGCUUUAUCGUGGUGCUUAUGGCUGUGCAUAUGAUCUUGCUCAAGGAUUGCAAACGACUUCCUAUGUCAAGUUUUUUAUGCAUCUCGUUAAAAUGUUACUUUAUAACAACGUAACACCAAUUAUUGUAUUUGAUGGCCAACGCUUACCCAUCAAAAAACCCGUGCAUGAUCUCAGGAAAAAAAACCGAAAGGACAAUUAUGAAAAAGGCGUUCAAUUUCACGAAGCAAAAAAAAAUAGUCAAGCCGAAAAAUAUUUUAGGCAUGCUAUCAACAUCACUCCUGAAAUGGUUGAUAAAGUUAUUGAAGCGCUUGAUGAAAUAAAUGUUCGACACAUUGUCGCACCCUUCGAAGCAGAUUCGCAAAUGACGUACAUGUUUCAGAAAAAUCAAGUACAAGCAGUAAUUACGGAAGAUUCCGAUUUAUUAGUCUUCGGGUGUUCUAAAGUCUUUUAUAAAUUGGACCGUUAUGGAGAAGGUCGACAAAUUGUUUAUGACGAUAUUUUUCAGCAAAGUGAACUCGGCAUGGGUACUUUUAAUCGCGAAAUGUUCAGAUACAUGUGUAUUCUUGCUGGAUGCGACUAUAUUUCAUCGAUUACCGAUGGCAACCUAAAAAAUGCUCGUUUUAUAGCUAGAAAGAGUCGAACUUUCAAUGGGGUAAAAAAAAAAAAAAAGAUACAUAUGUUUAUUUCCGAUGCGUAUUUAAAAAAGUUUAGUAAAGCCAAUGCUGCUUUUUUAUAUCAAUUUGUUUUUGAUAUCGAGACUCAAACUUAUGUUCGUUUAAAUCCAUUGCCAGAAGAUAUCAAGGUGGAUGAUUUGGUAGGACUUGGUGAUUCUCCCCAAAACCAUGAUAUUCCUAUUCUUCAAUCAAAUAAGGCUAGAUACAUUGAUCCAAAAUUAUGUAAUCAUUUGGAAAAGGACGCAAGUAUUUACAGCAUAUGCUUUUUUUUUUAA